Molecule: messenger RNA, 4083 nt
Organism: Cryptotermes secundus
Lineage: Eukaryota; Metazoa; Arthropoda; Insecta; Blattodea; Kalotermitidae
Product: mucin-5AC
Exons: 6
Coding region: 47-3073 (1008 amino acids)
Source: RefSeq, a predicted model, not a curated record
CGUGGCAGUGCGAGUAGCUCUACAGCACACAGUGUGGGCUGCUGACAUGGAGAUCCUCUGCCUCGCGCUGGCUGUGGCGGCAUUUAUGGAUGUUGCAACCUGUCAUGAAGUACAUGAUCUCACAUAUUCCAAAAGAGUGAGAACAAGGCGCAGUGGACAUUCCAAAGAAAUGCUGGAACAAAUUAACAGAUCUAAUGAAUCAGUGCUUGGAUCAAAUGUCCACAGUCACAGACAUUCGACCAGGCCUACGAUUGAUAGUUCAGUGGUUAAUGGUGAAAUAUCUUUGAAUGACAGUAGUACUCAGCAUGGGAAAGGCACAACUAUGCAAUCUGUGGAAGAAAGCUCUGCAGGCAGUCUCAUACAGACCGAGAGAAGAAUCACUAUAUCCUUGGAUGAAAAUUAUGUACAGCCUAGAAAGGCAGAUGCUGUGUCCUCUGAAAACACUAAUGUACAGUCAGAGAGGGAAGAUCUACACUUAAAUCAAAAUAUAUCUGGGAAUGAUACACAGAUAUUAACAGAAGUCACUUCAUCAUUGCAACAAUAUUCCUAUAAUAUGACUGGAAACUCAACAUUUCAACCCCUGUACAACACUCUGAUUAACACAAUAGUAGAGCCUAUUAUGAAAAAUAUAAGUUCUGAAAAUAUAACAACAAAUUUAAACACACAGUACUUGCAUAAUAUUUCAAGAAGUGAUGUACAGAGAAGUGGCAAUAAUUUAAGCUCUGUGAGAACAACUGCAUAUAAUUUAUCCUCACAGUCUUUAGAAAUUACUACUCUCUUUGCAAAGUCACAUGAUUCAGUGACAUUUUCACCAUACCUUUUGUCUACAUCAAAUCAUGAGAAUGAAAGUUUGCAUACACCUGCAAUGAAUAAUUCAAACAUUAAUGAUUUUAAUCAUCCUCCCAUUAUGCCAAUAAACCCAUUAGUUUCUUAUUCAAUGCCUAGCACAAAUAACUUGUCAACUGCAUUUCCUGAAGUAAAUACAAAUUUGUCUGAAGAUCAUAAACAAGUGGGUCAGGAAGACAACAAUAUAACGUACACAGUUCACUCUAACGUUUCAGACCAAUAUUCAGCACUCCAUACAAGAAAAUUACCAGAAGGAAAACCAGUUGUAACAUUAAUUCCUGAAGAAGUACAUAAAGUACCAUCAGUUACUCAAAACAGUUCUUCUUUCAUAUCAUCCAGAGUAUCUGAAAGAAAUAUUCAAACUAAUACAUUUGAAAAUUACACAUCUUUUCAUUCAGAGUCAUCCAUAAACCCCACAACCCCACUAUUUUAUUCAUCAGCAGGUGCAUAUAUUAAUUCAGAAAUAUCUCCCAAUACCUUUCCAGUAACAACUACUUCCACAGAAUCUGAAAUUGCAUCAGAAACUAUCAUUGAAUCACAUAAUGUUGUGUCUGAAGAAGAUUUUCCUCAAACAAUUCUUGCACCAGUUACCAGUGCAAACUGCAGUGCCAUGUCAUUAGUUACACCUGUAUCUCAUUCACUAUCAUCUAGUUUUGACACACCAACGAAAACUGUGGAAACAUGGGACACAAAUGCUACACCUACUGUGUCAUCAGUAGGAAAUAUACUGUCAAGUGCAAUUUUCAAUACUGUGGAAUCAAGAGAUGUUACAACAAACAAAAUCUCCAGUAAUGCAAAAGCUGUAGAAAGUGUGAUCUCAAACUUUAUUUCUAAUACUGCACCAUCAUUAGAGAAUAUAACCUCAAGAACAAUUUUUAAUACUGUGCCAUCAGUAAAUGAUGUGACCUCAAACACAAUUUCUAGUAAUGUGGAAUCAGCAGAAAAUAUGAGCUCAGAAGAAGUUUCCAGUACUGUGCAAUCAGUUGAAACUUUAACCUCGAGCACAGUUUCUUACAUUAUGCCAUCAGUGGAAAACGCAAUCUCAGACACACUCUCCAAUCUUGUGGCAGUAGUAAAUGUAACCUCAACAGCAAAACCUUCAAAUUCGAUCUCUAGUACCAUUCAAUCAUUAGAAACUGUAACCUCAAACACAGUUCCAAACACUGUGCAAUCAACAGAUAAUGUAACGUCAGGAGCGAUUUCCCACAGUGUUCUGUCAGCAGAAACCUCAAACACAAUUUCCCAAAAUAUGCAAUCAGCAAAAACUGUAACCUUAAACUCAUUCCCCAGUACCGUUCUAUCAUUAACAGUGGUAACUUCAAACACAACUUCUAGCCCUCUGCUAUCACUAGAAUCUGUAACCUCAAGCACAAGUUCUACAUUUGCUAGUACUGUGCCAUCAAUAAAGUACAUACUGCCAACUAAGGAUGCUAAACAAGGCGACAAAUUUCAAGUUGACAUUGUCAGCGGAAAAGAUGAAUCCUCCCACAGAACUGAGGACGAAAUAGGGAAGUCAUUUGACAAUCUGAGUGAUAAUAGUAACACCACAUCUCUUAAUGUCAUUCAUGAGCAAUUGUUUGUAAAAUCUGAGAAACUAACAGAAACAGAAAAGAAAGAAGACCCAUUAACCAUUGUCUUCAAAAGUGAUAUGGAGGUUGCUGAGUGGUUCCUAUCCUGGGAUAUGGUUUUCAGAAAAUACACUUCAAAAGCACUUACAGGAUGUAUGGAGGUUCAGGAAAAGUGGAACAAAACACUUUCACCAGAAGACAUCUGUUAUAUGAUACCAGGACCUUAUGCUGAUGGAGGAAACUUUACCAUCUGCAUACUAGUAAAAGGUCAUGCAAUGGCAGGAAGUAUGUUUAUAUCAGGGAAAUACCUUCAAAAAUGCUUAGAGGAAAUGAUUCUCAAUUUGAAACAAAUGCUGCAUAUAGAAAUCAUAGACAUUUUCAUUGGGAUUCCAACAGCACAACAAAGUCACUGUAGGAUACAGGAGAUGAGUUGGAACAGAAUAAAAGUUACAGUAGCAGUGAUUGUGGUAAUAGCAAUAUCCAUGUCUAUUAUUGCUGCUCUCAUAUUCACCAUAAAGCAUCGGCAACGUCAGGAAUUUUUGCAACCUACAGCUGGGUUAUCUUACCAGGUGAAAAAAUUGGCUGCUCCUUCCAUCAAGUGGGGUCAACUCAUAAUGCCUAAGUUUACUUCUCAGCUGUGCUGUUUGGAAAAUAUAUAACUGGAGUAGAUAGUCGAAAAGAUGAACACAUCCUAUGGCAGGAAUAUAGACUGUGACAUAUUUAGCAAGCGGUCAAAGAAUGAAGAACUUUGAUAUGUUGGGUUUUUGGACUUUAUCCAUCGUCCUGGUUUAUACUAUAGUAAUGAAGAACUUGUGUGUUGGCUAUGUGUAUGCUGAUUUAGGGAGUGAAGAAUUUGGUCAAUAAUAACAACAACCAUAAUAUCCAAAUGUUUUACUUUUACAAGUACAUUUUCCAUAAAAUAUAAUAUGUAUUCAAGUAUUAAAAUAAAGAUUAAAAUGUAAAUAUCAUUUUCAUUCAGGCUCACUUAUGAAGUAAAAUUAAGGCACUAGAACUAAUAACAUCUAGACACAGCAGUUCACAACAGCAACAACACAACUUUAAUGUUUUAAAUGUUUUAAACAUAUUUUAUUACUUUUACUUUCCUUUUACUUACUUAUGGGCAUGCUGAACAGUCAUCAAAUCAACAGGGUUGUUACAUUUGCAUUUAAAUAAAGCAAUAAUAUAGCACUGGUAUCCCCUCAGUUAUGUGAUAUCAAAUUAUGCAGAUUUUGUAUUGAUCCAAUUUCAUAUAGAUCUCUCUAAUUUAUUUCUGUCAGUAAACACUAAAAAACAGUUCAGUUAUUUGUCUAAAACAAUACAUUUGGAAUUAUUAUAUGACUAAAAUGACUGACAUUAAAAUUUUUUAAUUAAAAUUAAAGGUAGAGGAACUAAAGGAGUAAUAACAAAUUUUGAAUUUCGUGAAUGAGUUACGUGAUAGCUCUUGUGAACAUAUAAUUAUUGUGUAUGGCAAUUAUACAACAGCACUAGCAGGAACUUCACCACAGUCAGAAAUUCCAAGUGUAACUUUGAAGAAUCAUAAAAUGGCAGGAACAUAGACAGGAAGAAACUUGUCUCAUAACAAUGUCAAAUUUGGCAGCGGCUACAGUUAACAUCUCCCAUUAACACAGACAGUUCUACUGGCAGGAAUGUAGGAACUUGAAUGUUUGGG